AUGACGCAUGCUAUUCAAUUCCAACUACUUCAUGAUCAACCCAGACCAAAAGAAGAAAGAUUGCCCCUGGCCCUUUCCAUUACCAUCAUACACAACUCAAUCUUAUUAAAGCGCAACAUUCGCACUAGACGAUCCUCCUUCCUCCACGGCCCCCUUCGCCUUCCUCCCGAGCUCCUUCGCCCUUUCCCGCCUUUCAUCCGCCUCUCGGCCCACAUCCAUCACCCUCUCAACUGCACUCCUAAUGUCCUCUCUCCCCACCUCGUUUUCCGGACUCGUCUCCUCUCCCAAAUGCGCGACGCUCUUGACCCCCACCCCCACGCCCGUCCUCAAAACCUGCACGACCAGUUUCUCGUUCAGAAACUGCUCGGCAAAAAUCGGCCACGUGAUCAUGGGCACGCCCGCCGACACGCCCUCCAGCGUCGAAUUCCACCCGCAGUGCGUCAGAAACCCCCCGACUGCAGAGUGGGACAGGAUAAGCACCUGUGGGGCCCACCCUCGGAUAAACUCCGAGAUCCAUUUCUCGAUCUCCUCCGACUUGUCCCCACCUUUAACCACGAGAAUAAACGGCCGGCCCAAAAGCUCCAGACCCAGGGCCAGCUCGACGAACUGCGCCGGCGAAAGCCGGCUCAAGCUCCCGAGACAGGCGUACACGACCGAACCGGGCUUCUGCCCGUCCAUCCACCCAAUGCAUUCCCCCGCGUCGAUCGAGGCCCGAUUCCCUCUCUGGGCCCGGUCGAGCGGGCCGUCGUCUCCAAACAGGGACAACGGGCCGACGCACCAAACCCGGCCCGACUUCAACUUCCGAUACUCGUCCAAGUAGGGUCCCUCGAGCUCGGCGAACGUGUUGGCGACCACCCCGUGGGCCCGGUGCUCGGUCUCCUUCACCCUUUGGCGGAUAGAGCCGACGUCCACGGAGCCGGGGUUGAAGUACCCGGGCAGCUGCAGCCUCGUGAGCUCGAUUUUGUCGGGAAGGUUCGGGACGGCGAAAGGCUCCGACGGGCCCACGGUUGUGUGGAUUUCCGAAGCGUAAAGUCGGUGCAUCACGAGCUGGGCGAAGCAGCUCAUGCCGUCGAAGACGAUCCUCGGGAUUCGGAGGCGAUCACACGUGUCGGCGCUGGGGAGGGGGCGGAGGCCGGCCAGAGUGUCGUCGACGGGGGCUCGGAAUUUUUCGACGGCGUCGAAGAAGUUGGGGACGAGGGAGUAGGAAGGGAGGGAGUCGGCGCUCUCGCAGCCGGGCGGGAGGCCGGCCUCCUCGGCGGGGAAGGGGACGGGGAGGAGGCGGAUAGGGAGGCCGGAGGAGAUGGCCCGGGAGACGACGGAGUCGAAACGGGCGGCGUUGAGAGGGGUGACGAUGAUGGAGACGGUGAUGCCGUGGCGGGCGAGGAGCUUGGCCAUGUCGAUCAUGGGGAUUAUGAAACCCAAAAGGCAAAUUUCGAGUUUGACUCUUGUUAUUCAAAAGUGUUCCACACACAUACGUAA
Molecule: messenger RNA, 1479 nt
Organism: Striga asiatica
Lineage: Eukaryota; Viridiplantae; Streptophyta; Magnoliopsida; Lamiales; Orobanchaceae
Source: the annotation of a GenBank genome assembly